AUGGGCCGCAAGAAGAGCAAGAAGAGCGGACGCAAGAAGCAACGUCUGUCGAACGGCCUGUCGAACGGCCUGUCGAACGGCCAGCCGAAGGGCCUCCGGAACGGCCGCCACAAGUCGUCAAACGUCGAGAUGCAAUCAAGCCAGCUGGACACGACGGCCGAGGCCUCGACGCCGACCGCUGCGCCGCCGACGUUCGCCGUGAUGGACGGCGCACUUACCCUCGACGGUCUCGCGGCGGCAGCCAAGGUCUUUUGCGCCCAUGACGGCGAGAUGUCUCCGAUGCUCAUUGCGCGCAACGUGCCGCUGAUCGCGUGGCGUGAUGACGAGGCGCUCAACGCCCGGCAGUUCCACGUCAUCUUGUGUGCCACGUUCAAGGGUGAUCCGUGGGACCCGGCGACGCUGGCCACGAUCUCCAUCGUCCGACGUACCCCCAGCGGUCCGCAUCAGGAGCCUUUGGCCCGCACGAUGAUGGAUCUUGCCAACCAGGCAAUCAACUUUCCCGAUGCGUUCUGCAUUGGACCUUGCAAAGGGCUCACGCUGGACGGCAAAGUGCGCGAGCCGGACAUGGCGAUCUUCCAGUACAUUCGUGCGUUUGAGUGCCUUGACUCUCCGUGCAUGGUGCUGGAGCUCGACUACAAAAACCGCACGUUCGUCGUCUUGGAGCCAUGGAUCAAGGCGUACGUCAGUGUCAAGACCCGCACAGCUGUCGGCGUCAAGAUCUUCGGCGACCAAGGUGGCGAGGUUGGUCGCUUUGGCGCCGUCGCGCUCAAGUACGUUUACGGCGAGGCUGGCGCUGCGACGCUCCAGUUUGCCGCGAGCAUUGGCACGGCGCCGCUCACGCCUGAAUCUAUGCGCGGGAUGAGCGACGAGGUGCGCGCCGCGAUGCAGCAUUUCCACGUCGGGAUUGCGCACGAAGCGGAUCUGCACCAUGCGCGCUGGGCCCACCCGACGCUGGCUCCGCCGCGCAUCGAGCUGACGGUGGACGACCUCUGGUACCAAGAUGAAGACCACUUGCUCGGCGCGGCGCCGCCGAAUCUCACGAGCCUCUUCAUCGACCUCUACACCCUCGCCAUGAGUGCGCGCGCUUCCGACACGGUACCGUUCGUCGUCAUGGAAGGCGCCGUCACGCGCGAAGGCCUCGAGGCCGCCGCCACCCUCUUUCAGGCGCAGGUCAACGACGCGCCACGCAUGCUCGUAGCGCGCAACGUGCCGUUGGUCGAAUGGCUUGCCGACGACUACGACAGUCGUCUCUGCGGCGCCAUCUUGUCGGUCACGUACGAAGGCGAGGCCGACGACGUGUCGACGCUCGCGUCGAUCUACAUUGUCCGCGCCAUCACGCGGCCGCCAUAUAGCACGACUUUCGAGAUGGCCCAGAGCCGUCCGAUCAUUGCGAACGGCGAGGUGCGCAUCGCCGACUCGCAGAUGGCGUGCGUAGACGCCAACGGCGCCAUGCUCCCGCCGAUCAUGGUCAUUGAGCUCGAGGUCGUGAACCGAAGCAUCUCGACCAUCGUGGCCUGGAUGCAGGGCUACUUUGACAUGCUUGCGGGGCUGCGCGUGGCGCUGGCCUUCAAGUACUUUCUCGACGAGGACGCAGAAGACCCCCAGCGCUUUAGCGCAGUCGUGCUCCAGUACGGUCGCAACGCGAUGGGCCACGUGGUGCUGCAGUUUGCAGCCAGCUUUGGCUCGGUUUCGUUGAGCCUGGACGAGAAGGCGACGAUCGACGACGACAUUUUGGCCACGAUGAAGGUAUUUGACGACGAAAUUGCAAGCGAGCUGGCACUGGGCCACACGAAAUGGGCCCAUCCGACGGUGCCGUGCCCGACCCUCCAACUGUCGGUCGAGGAACUCUGGCCCGGGCCCGACCGGGAGUUGUAUGUCACUCCCGGCACCGAGAACAUUUCCAUGGACCUUUACGCCAUGAUGCUAGCGAUUCGCGAUUCGAUGGCGGAAGAGUAG
This is a messenger RNA of Saprolegnia diclina VS20, 1956 nucleotides long. RefSeq lists its product as hypothetical. The record is from RefSeq and is a predicted model, not a curated record. NCBI's taxonomy places the organism in Eukaryota, Oomycota, Saprolegniomycetes, Saprolegniales, Saprolegniaceae. The transcript is spliced from 2 exons. Bases 1 to 1956 code for a protein of 651 amino acids.